This is a messenger RNA of Acanthocheilonema viteae, 738 nucleotides long. Lineage: Eukaryota; Metazoa; Nematoda; Chromadorea; Rhabditida; Onchocercidae. The record is from the annotation of a GenBank genome assembly.
AUGACAACAGCAGAACAUGUCGAUGACUCAUUUCCGAGUCAGUUCGUGAGUUGGCUAUCCACUCUCGCAAUCGGUACUACGGUGUGUCUUUUUUUGACCGGUUUGGAAAUAUGCUGGCGUAUAAGGUCUCAAAGGACAACAAAUGGCAUCAGUUCGACACCAUUUCAUACAGGCUUUCUUUCUGGGCAGCUGUGGUUACAAUAUGGUCUCUUAAGGCAUAACGAAGUAUUUGUUAAUGUCCCACUUGUGUUUAUUAUGGAACAGAGUAGCAUUAUAAUAUGUGUCAAUUCAGUGGCUGCAUUACUCUAUUCAUUAUAUAUAUUUUAUUAUUUCAUUAUGGCACCGUAUGCUACAAAGAAUCGUUGCGUGAGAUUAAUUUUUGCGGAAGUGAUGUUUUUGAUGGGUGCACAUUAUUAUAUCCAUUAUUACGGCUUACCAGUGGAAAUGAUCCGUUUACACUUGGGAAUGUGUUGUGUGAUAUUCAAUGUAGUUACCGCCGCUGCUCCCUUGGAAGCUUUGCGUGAAGUUUUUCGAACGCGCUGUACAGAGACAAUGCCGUUACCUCUUUGUUGUCUAACACUUCUUGUGGCAGCGGAGUGGCUGCUGUAUGGAAUUCUCAUUGAUGACAUCUACAUACAAGUACCGAACGCUAUUGCGUCGGUGAUCGCAGUUGUCCAAUUAUUACCGUUCCUUUAUUUUCCCAGGAAUAAGCAGAUAGCCAUAAUCACUACUUCUUGA